Vicia villosa (hairy vetch) is the source of this 849-nucleotide messenger RNA. RefSeq lists its product as uncharacterized. The transcript has 7 exons. Lineage: Eukaryota; Viridiplantae; Streptophyta; Magnoliopsida; Fabales; Fabaceae. Gene Ontology annotation, biological process: proteolysis. The record is from RefSeq and is a predicted model, not a curated record. The coding region runs from base 1 to 849 and encodes 282 amino acids. Gene Ontology annotation, molecular function: cysteine-type peptidase activity.
AUGGUUAUGUUAAUUAGAACAAAAUCCAAAGCAAAAGACAAGGAGCCUCCGCGGAAAAUCGAGUCAGUUGCAUCAAUAAAAGAGAUGCAUGCUAAAGAGAUUGAAGAUGUCAGUAAGGGUAAGAAGCCUGAAAAGGUUGUUGCUAAGAAGACCGCAGCUAAGAAAAAACCUACUCCCAAUAAGUUUAGGUCGUGCCUUUUAACAUUUUUACAACUCUCUGAUAUUACGCAAGGAAACACCCGUCUUGUACCUAUGGAGGAAGAUGUGUUUGGUAUUGAGCAUCAAGAAAUAAUUGGUAUGGAGGAUUUUGAACAAAUUUUUGAACAUACGCAAUUAGGCCUCGGUGUUAUUGAUACAUACAUAAGGUUUUUGUAUGAAAAAUUGAUGCACCCGAGUGGAUUGAGGCAAAGAUUCGCUUUCUUAGCUCCCUUCAAUACCAACUUAGGGUUAAUCAUAUCUAAACCGAAUGAAGUCAUGGCGUAUGUACUCAACCGUUUUAUGGCCAGCAUAAAUUCAGAAAAGUUGUUCUUUUUACCGUUUAAUACCGGCAACGGCGGACAUUGGUUGUUGGUCGCGAUUAAUCCUAUCAGAGAAGUUGUAUAUUUUCUGGAUUCCUUACACAAUCCAAUUAGUACAUACGAAGCUAUGAAGGAGUUGGUUGAUACCGUUAUACAAGUUUUUCGAGCACAAAGAGGAAGUCAAGUACCAAAGAGUAAAGCCAACAACAUCACAUGGAUUCGAGUGGAGUGUCCUGGGCAGCGUAAUGAAGUAGAUUGCGAUUUUUACAUGUUGCAGUUUAUGAAAGAAAGUCUUCUUUCGAAUCAAAUAGAGAUUCCGUCCAAGAUCUAA